GGCUGAGGACACCGGCGGGGGGCUCGAUGGCAGCGAGGAGGAGCGAGCCCGGGGAGCCGUGAAGGAUGCUCCAGGGGCCGUACAGCAGCCUGGACCGGGACCGGCUCCUCAUCCGGCUGCCGUUCAAAAGCUUCGCCGUGGGGACGGUUCUGCUGCCGGUGACCGGCUUCAUCGCCUGCAUCUUCAUCUCCCUCUGGUACCACUACGAGGACGCGACGUACACGCACUGUAAGGUGUCCAACUACCUCCCGUCCAUCAGCUCCGCCAUCAGCGGUGUGCCGGAGCGCUACAUCUGGCGCGGCUGCAUCGGGCUCCACUCGGCGCCGCGGUACCUGGUGGCCUUCGCCUACUUCAGCUUCUACCGCAGCCGCUUCGCCAACAGGCUGCGGGAGCUGCUGCUGAGCGGGCUGGCGCUCCUCUGCAGCCUCGCCGAGAACACCGGCCUGGUGAUGCUCACGUACGUGUCGUCCACGGAAACCUACAGUGUUCAUAAGUACGGGUUCCUCACGUUCAUAGGGAGCUCGCUGGUGCACAUGCUCACUACGUGCUGGCUGUGGUACGUCAUCAAGAGACACUACGUGAGCCCAGAGGAAGUGACAUCAUAUCGCUGGAAGCUGCGUCUCUUCCUGUUCAACAUCAGCUGCUGUGUGAUCGCCGCCUACUUCUUCAGACGCCACAACAAAUACUGUGAAGCAGGAAUCUACUCCCUGUUCGCCGCCUUCGAGUACCUGGUGGUCUUCUCCAACAUGGCCUUCCACAUGACGGCCUUCUGGGACUUCGGGAGCAAAGAGGUGACCGUGGCCACGCCGCCGGAGGACAAACGAUACUGAGCAGGAGGGGGCGGGGCGUUUCUACCAUUUCUGAACUUAAGCGCAGAGAGAGAAGUCUGAUGACAUCAUUCCAACGACACCCUGACCUUCAGACGGCGUGAUGGAGACGUGGACCAGAGUUCGUCUUCUGUUGUUGUUUCUCUAGUGCGCCUGUGUCUUUAAAUUGUCAGAAAUGAUGCGUAUUGAUGAUGUCAUUGAUGAUCAGCCCGCUGUGAUGAUGUCACACUUGUUUGUUUACAGAAACAGCUGAUCAGGGUUUUA
Pundamilia nyererei is the source of this 1091-nucleotide messenger RNA. RefSeq names its product post-GPI attachment to proteins factor 2-like. The transcript is spliced from 6 exons. The record is from RefSeq and is a predicted model, not a curated record. Gene Ontology annotation, cellular component: Golgi membrane; endoplasmic reticulum membrane. The coding region runs from base 66 to 830 and encodes 254 amino acids. Gene Ontology annotation, biological process: GPI anchor biosynthetic process. Lineage: Eukaryota; Metazoa; Chordata; Actinopteri; Cichliformes; Cichlidae.